Durio zibethinus is the source of this 1465-nucleotide messenger RNA. The record is from RefSeq and is a predicted model, not a curated record. Lineage: Eukaryota; Viridiplantae; Streptophyta; Magnoliopsida; Malvales; Malvaceae.
UAAAUGGAAUAACGUUUGAUGUUAUAACUUGUGAAUAUAAUGGUUGAGUUAAUUAUCUCUAAUUAAUUAAGUUUUUAGGACAAUUAAUCAUCUAAUUUAACAUAAUAUCAAAGUUUUUGGGUUUAAGUCUCCGAAAACUUUUGCUCCAAGUACUAAAUAAUCAUCAAUCAUGGUAGGUAUUCUUCAUAAAGAAUCUGACGGUCAAUACCUAGAGAUCUUACAUCACAUCUUCUCGCUUGUCCGCACCUUAUCACCCCGUCCUCCCUCACUUUUUUUUUCUUUCUUAUAUGAAUACUCACUCUAAGCCCCUUCCUUUUCCUUCCUUCUUCCAAAAUCUCAACCAAUAUUGACUCUUUUUUUUUCUUAAUUCCAAAACGAGUCUUUCUUCCUUUAAAUCCAGCUCAGGUUUGUUUGAAAAACCCAGAUCUCUUUUCUUUUUUGUUUUGCUUUAGUUAGAUCUCAUUUUAUGUUUGUUCUGAACAGACCCGUUGGCGUUCAGAUCUUUGAUUUGUCAAAAAAUAAAAAAUAAAAUGAUAGAAAUGAACACCAACGGCAUGGGAAGGUUUGAAGAGAGAUUGUUUGAUUCAGUUGUUUGCCCUAAGCCUCGUCGGAUAGCCCUUUUCAAUUCUUCAGCUCAGGAUCAUAUCCGAAUCUUUAGCUGGUCUACCAACUGUUGUCAGACUGAGAUAGCAGAUUCACAAGCCCGUACAGAGCUUCUUGAUUUAAUCCUCAACAAGGGAGGCUAUGGGGGUGAGAAAUCCAACAACCAGGUGGCAUCAUCGCCACCAUUUUUCUGUGGAUCACCACCAAGCAGAGCUUCAAAUCCCGUCAUCGAAGAUGACAAAUUCAACAAGAAGAAGCAGCUACCUACAAUAUUAUCCCCAUCACCAUCCUCACGUACAGCAGCUAGUGGAUGCGUGAGGAUGAAAUUUGGGCAUAAGCCAGCUGCUGUCCGAAUUGAGGGUUUCGAUUGCCUCAACAGAGAUCGUCGCAAUUGCAGCAUCUCUGCUGUGGCUUAAAAUAAUCCAAAUCCUCAAUUUGGAAAAAUAAGCAAAAAAAAAAAAAAAAAAAAGUCGAUCCAUUUCUUUAAGAAAAUUUUGAUAUGGGAAAAGCCAAAGAGGAGAUGGAGAUGAGUUAAAUUACAAACAGUAGUGUGCUAGUGUUGAAUUUUGUAUACACCGGUUAACGACGGGUGUUCAUUGAUGAGUUGGAUUUCCCUGCACUCUCAGAAGAAUAUGUACAUUGUAGCCAAAGGUGAAGACCGAUGAGACCCAGCUCUGAGGAUUGGGUGUUAAUUUUGAAAAAUAAAAUAAAGGAAAGUUAGGGCUCUUUCUGUAUUUGGUUGAAAAGGAUAAUUGUUCGAGAGACUUUUUUGUAAUAUUUAUCUGUUUGAUUAUUCUGAUUGUAAUUGUAAUCUGGGAAAACGAGGAUUAAUCCAUCCUAUGAGAAGUUUCAUUUUCAUAAA